Schistosoma mattheei is the source of this 3582-nucleotide messenger RNA. Lineage: Eukaryota; Metazoa; Platyhelminthes; Trematoda; Strigeidida; Schistosomatidae. The record is from the annotation of a GenBank genome assembly.
AAGCUGAGAUCUGGCGCGGAUUUCAAAUGACAACUGUUCGUAAUAUAUUUUGCGUUGUAGCGUUUGCACGAUGGUUCACACGCGCGGUCAUCUUACAUUAAACUCUGUUACAUCCGAAAUCCUGGUUAGUAAUGAUGAUCUGUUAUCAACGACUUCGGAUUAUCCCGUCUCAUCGAAUCGUUCCCGAAAACCAUUUACAAAGAAAGAAAGCCUUGCUAUACUGAAUUAUAUUCGAGAUAAUAACUUACUAUCGUAAGUUUCCCUUAUUUGAAAGUCAUAAUAGGCAGCAGUGAGUUCUGUAAUCCUUGAAAUGUUACUAUUAUUGAAUUGCUUAGUUCUCUUGAUGUUAGAUGUAUCUCAAAUGAGCACGGAUGUGAUUCUUUCCUUAACCGUUUAUUUGUGGAUAUUUAUUUCGUAAUCUAGUCGAGCUAUGUCUACUUGAAUACCUUUUUGCAAAAUUAAUAUGAUGCCAGGAUAUUUGACUGAAAUGUUGCAAAACCAAAACACUUAAUACCAAUGCGAUAGACUGUACAGUAAUAUUGGUACAUACUAUAGGAUUCUGCGUAAAAAUUAGUUACGUUUAGAUGACCCUGAUCGACCUCGAGCUACUCAUGUUACAAAAUAUUGUUUGUUAUCACCACAACUGUGGAAUGGACGAAAUAUAAUGAUCUCCGAUUGCUUAAAAAUGCUCUAAAAUCAUUUGUUUGAUUGUUUUUGUUAGAUACGGGGUGCAUGUUAUGAUCAAGUAUGGUUCAGGCUGCAUAAAAGAGACUCCAACAAUUUCCAAAUUUACACUUAGUGGAUUGUCUGGUAUUCGCAUGGGAUGACUUCUCAUGAUUUUUCUGUCUUCAAAUUAUUGUCCUGAAAAUUCAUUUUCAUGUUCUUUGAAUUGGACACAAGUUGACAAUCAUUUAGGAUGAAUCCUAUAUAGUUUGUACGUGUUAGUACUUCCCAUGCUUGCUUAACGUUGUAUUGCUUAGUUGACUAAACAUAAUUUUUGGCUACACUUGUUUUACUAAUUCCUUGUUUAUCAAGGGUGAAGUCAAAGAACGAUUCAGAACAUACUGGUAUCAAUGAACAGUCAAUUAAGCUUUCAGUGGGAUCGUUUGUUUUCCGAAAGUCAAAAUGUUGUUGUAAAACCUUUCAGUUCUUUCUUUGGUAAAUUACUAUUAACUCAAACUUUUGUUUAUGUGUCUUAGACCCUACAACUCAUUUACUAGGCAUGCUUUAUCCUAAUGUUUGUUUAUCUUUCAGAUUGUUAAACAAACGUUCAACUUACAGUCAUUUAGAAGCUGUUAAGAUUUCAAAUCACCGUGCAGAAAGCAUACGCAGUCAUGUUCGACACGUUUUGCUUCCUAUGCUUAAAAAUCUUCCGGUUCAGGCAAAUAAAAACAUUGAUAGUAAAAUUACUACCAAAAAUGAUGAGUGUAUAAAUCUUGUUAACAAUAAUCAAACUUUGAGAAAUGGUUUUUAUCGUAUCGGACGACAGCGAUAUACUUUAAUGGAGGAUGAAGCGAUAAUGAAGUAUUUGUUGGAGAAUAACCUAUGGAGGCGGGUAAGAAGUCGCGCUUUAUGGAAAGAGAUGGCAAACGAAGGUGUAACUAGCCAUUCAUCAGAAUCAAUGCGGGCGCGCUUCCGUCACCAUUUAGUGAAUUCAGUGUAUGCCCGUUUACUGAAAUCACUCACAAAAAACGAGCAGGUUGAACUUCAUAAUAUCUUCUUUGGAGGAUCAAAGAAAUAUACCAAUCCAAUGGAGGAAAAUAAAUAUAAUGAUGCACUCAAUGAUGAUGGUGUUUGUCACUCAUCUUAUUCGAUUGAUGAAUGUAGUCUGGACUUGAAUAAGUCUAACACAAUUACGACAUGUGUGCUUUUCAGUCAAUCACAAAAGAAUCACUUAGACAAAUCAAUCAAUAAAGAGAAUUCCCCGACAACUGUUCAACGUGAUAAACUCGGGGAUGUAUUACCAGAUCCUACGAAAAGUUUUAGUCCUUCUCUUCGCGAUCAAAUAUCUGUUUGUUCGUAUGAAAGUCCUAAAAGAUUUUGUAAUAACUACCCUCGGCCACCAACAAUCGUAGCAACAAACACGAAGAAAGCAUCGGAAUCAAAUGACUUACCAAAUGCUUCAACCAGUCUAUCGUCAAUUAACGAGUCUCUGUUAGAGCUGAUACAAGGUACUCCAUCCAACGAUUCCAGUUCACCGUCGAAUUUAUCACUGAUGACAUCGGAUUCAUCACCUUCAUUUGACCCAAUGAAAUAUCCUGUAUGGGUGUCAAAGUUGAUAAACUGCACCUGUUAUAUAACAACGCCUUUACAGGCUAUAUUGCUUGUCUAUAUGACAAAUGGUUCCGUUGCAGAAGCGUACAACUUUUUGACUACCGGAAAACGUCGUCCAUCAUCAAUAACAAAUUUUAGUCCGCCUCUUUGGUUACCUGAUGAUGAUGAAUGUUUAGGUUCAACUGAUCAAAACAAGCUUGAUGAACUUGUCAGUCGUUUCGGUUGGAUAGAAAUAGUUAAACGUGUUGGUUUUUUACAAAAUAAAAACAAUAUUGAUACUUCUGAUAUCAUUAAAAAAUAGUAUUUCAAAGAUUUCCUACAUAGUUAACGUCUCCUCCAUUUCAUAAAGCAUUGUUGUUAGUAUUUUAUAAUACUGUUCGAUCUAUAUUACCGCGUGUUUAGACAAGAUUUUUUUCUGUUUAUUUUUUGUAUACGUUUUAUCUAAGAAUUUUGAUUGUUGACUUUGUUUUAACUUGUUCAGUUUAUUUAUCAUUGGUUAAACUCUUUGUAAAAAAAUAUCUUUUCAUUUAUAUGUAUGGUUGUGUUUGUUUACUAUCAAGAUGUGUAUUUUAUCCAGUUGAUCAAUCUUCAAACGAGUAAUUCAGUGGAAUGUUAAUUAUGACUUAUGAAUCACUUCAUUUCUGAUGUCAUUUAGUUGACUCGAUGGUCUGGACAUUCACGUUCUGACCAUUUGGUGGAAUUUUUAAAUCCUAUCUUAUCCAUCAUUGGUUUGAGGAAUCUGGUUAUUACCUUUAGAUCUUUUUAAUAGAUGUAACAUAUUAGAAGAUUAUAUAUUUCACCACUGAAUUGCACGAAAUUUCCACUGACAGUGAUUAGGUUUAGUUAUUAUCCAAUAAAUUGGUUUUAUCAAGGUUACCGUUUGUGUAAUUUUUCGUCAAUUGAUAAAUGGGUGGGUGUAGUUAGAGGAUUAUGGCUUCAUCUGAGGAUAGCAAUCAAACCAUAUGUAGUAUUCAUUCGGUUAAAUCAUAUAGACAUGCCAUGCCGAUGUUGUGCCCUUGUUGCAUAGUAAGCAUGAGUUAUGUUCCUAUAACUAAAGCAUCAAACAGUGCAGGUGCAUUGGAUCACUGUAAUACAUAUACUACCUAAACUAUUACUGAACUAGUAUACUUAAAACUACCUUCUAUUACAUGUUUGUUCUCUAUAUCCAAUGUUACUAUUUAUAUCAAAUUGAUCAUGCCUGUAAACUGGCGUGAAUGCUGUAAUUAUUAUUUUCAGAAUAUAUAUUAUUAUUAGAACUUUACUUCAUCAUAGUAUCGUUAGAUGAUAGGACUCUUUUGGAGGAUUAAC